This is a messenger RNA of Daldinia vernicosa, 1073 nucleotides long. RefSeq lists its product as uncharacterized. The record is from RefSeq and is a predicted model, not a curated record. Bases 394 to 942 code for a protein of 182 amino acids. The transcript is spliced from 2 exons. NCBI's taxonomy places the organism in Eukaryota, Fungi, Ascomycota, Sordariomycetes, Xylariales, Hypoxylaceae.
AUCUCAUCCUGCUAGCUCCGGACCCCUUGAUGCGUGUUAUAUAUUAUUACUACUUCCUCCAGAUUCUAUUCUUAUCCCCAUACCCACCUCUCUUCCAAUAGUCAUAGAUUCGACUUUCCGCCCUUGGAACGGGGUUGGAAUUUGAUACACAAAAGGUAGCCUGGCGCGGCCUAUCUUCACUUACAAUAACUUAUAACUUACAAUAAAUAAACAACGUCGACAUACGCGACAAUAUACGCCGAGGAAUAUAUACAAGAAUACAAACAAAACAAGCUCUUCCGUCUCACCAAUCACAAUUCCAACGCCUCUAUAUUUCCAUUCUAGCUGCUCAGCACGCAUCUACUACGCGGUCCGAGCAAUAUUUUGUAAUCCCGCGUCAAGCUUUCAUCGCUCAUGUCGCGACGUAAUUCGGGUGUAUCUGAAGACAACAGAAUACCACGAAGCAGAACGAUAUCUCAACGUAACCACAAAUCACCACACUCGCAACCGCGUUCGCCGCGCCCGUCUUCUCAUAAUAAAUCAUUGCAAAACCCCACGAACUCUCAGGCGCAUAACCCAUCCCCUCUCAAGAUGGUUACUACUACUUCAACGACGUCGCAUAACCCCGGCGACGAAACCCUGCAUUACUACCUGCCGGACACGAACGCGCGAGAGGCAGAGUUGCAAAAACAAGGGUGGAUGGAACCAAUAGUAAUAGAUGACGAAGACUUGAUGUUCAGCGGUAAAAGCCUGAGUGCUUGGUAUGAGGAAGAGAGGAAAUCGAUCGGCGGUCCAGUCGAAGAGGAACGACGGGGUCGUCAAAGAGUCCGACAACACAAUUCACAUACGCAUCACCCUCACCAUCACCAUAACCACCACCAUAACCAUCACAAUCACAAUCACCACCGCCAUCACCCAAGCUCGACGACUACACCCAGUAACCACGAGCAAAAUAAACACUGAAUUACCGAUGAACGAAGCGACGAACGAAAUUCGGGGCGUGGAAUCCCGAGCAGUUCUCAUUCCUUUUCCAUGAUACCCAACACAGUAUUUGCAUGACUACAUGGGCAUAUGUAGAAUUAACAGAUUUAACG